UUGAGACCCUGAAUUGGUUCGAUAGAAAAUGGAUGGAACUCUAACUGCCUAAGCGCCUGAAGAUAUUGUCCUGUACUAUGCACAGGUAUCCCUCUUUUCAAUCACGAUAACUGCCGUAAAAAAGUUUUGUGUGGAAAGAACAGACAAUUUCAACAAUUUCCUUCACGACAGGGUCAGGGCGCGGCAUGUGAAAAUGGAAAAAAAGAUAACUCAGCAUUAAACGACCUUCAUGGGUGCCUGCACUUUCAGAACGUCAUUGUUUGUCAAAAAGCUGCUUCUCAAAGAUUUCCACCUUGUGUCCACUUAAACAUAAACAUUUGUACGUCAGACGUGAUGGGGCAGUUAUUUUGGCUGGAUUCAAAACCAAGCCUUCACAUUGGAAUUAGACUUCACCCUGUUUCUGUUGCUGCGAAUAUAACCGCGCUCUCUCAGUUUUCCAUUCCACUGACUGCAAGGAGGUCAGAGGUCAGAAUGGAGACAUACGCAACUACCCAGCAGCCUCUGACAGCUGUCACAUCAGACAUAAGCCCAGCCUGGUCAGGCCAAUGGAGCACUGGACUAUGUGACUGCUGUGAAGACAUGGGUGUCUGCUGUUGUGCCUUCUGGUGUUUUCCCUGCUUUGCCUGCAAGACCACCAGUGAAUUUGGGGAGUGCCUGUGUCUGCCAGUCCUGGAUGGCAUAGGCUGUGUGCCACCUGUCUCCCUGGCCAUGCGUGCUGCUGUUCGAGAGCGCUAUGGCAUCCAGGGAAAUAUCUACAGCGACUGCUUCUAUGGCUGCUGCUGCUACCCCUUAUCCUGGUGUCAGAUCUCCCGGGAAAUCAAGAGACGCAACCAGUCGCUGACCUUCACCAACUCCCAUGCCUCCACCCUCACCGCGGGCUUCCUCCCGCUCUCCAACGAAAAGAGCGAGCACCUCUCUUAAUCCAUCCAACAGUAGCCCUUCACUUCUCCACUCCAGCCCCACAGCUUCACACACCCGGAAGACAGAUGCACACAGCCUAUUGUUCUCUCUGGGGAAAAGGAGAGCUGCAGGAAAACGCUAUGGAAAAAGACACUUCUGUAAAUGAUACAAGAAGAUGAAUCUUUUAUGUACAGUAUCUAAAAAUGUUUCUCCACUUUAUAUGGAAUAUAGCACACCCUGUAUACCGAUAGCGUAUGGCUAGGAUUGCUCUUAGGGUAGAGGAAUUCAAUUAAGUUCAAGCUUCUUUAUCCUUUGGGGAAAUUUGUUUGACAAAAAAAUCCAGUACAACAAUACAACAAGGAAGAUGAAAAUUACCAACAGAGAAGACAGUACAGUAGUAUUACAGGAGAUAAGGCCGUUAUUUUACAGAGUUUUGAGGGUGAUAUUGCAUGGGAGGAUGAAUGACUUCUUAAGUCUGUGGGACACAGAGAUGUCCCCCAGAUGGGAGCAGUGAAAAUUCGCAAUAGCUCGCAAUUCUCUUGCCCGUCUUGACAAUCCACUGUUUACUGAGGAUACUUAAGCUGAUUUGAUUUUCCUGAAUUAGUUUGCUAUUUAUUUUCACUAAUUUUCAUCACCUAUUACAAUUACUGAUGUUGUCAAGCCAACAAGGGAGACAGUAUUUUCAGACACUUUCAAUAAAAAAGUAAUUGAAAUGGCUUUCCAUUUAAUUCAUGGAGCAGGUCUUAAACAACAGUUGUGCUGUCAUUGUCAUGAUUUGUGUAGAGCUAUGUACAGUAUAUUCUUAAUUGGCUACAAAUUUUCGGUAGUCACAUUCUUUGUGGAUCACAAUAGAAUUUAGGCAAAUAAAGUAGCCUUAAAUGUCUGUUUUAUUGGAUAUGAAAUGAAAACUGUUAGUGUGCUUUACUCCACUUAAUCUGUAGUGUAUCGUAUGUGGCAGAUGUGUUUCUUUGUGUUGACAUGUGGAGGUAAAGUCUUCUUGAUUACA
Molecule: messenger RNA, 1906 nt
Organism: Lepisosteus oculatus (spotted gar)
Lineage: Eukaryota; Metazoa; Chordata; Actinopteri; Semionotiformes; Lepisosteidae
Product: placenta-specific gene 8 protein-like
Source: RefSeq, a predicted model, not a curated record